AUGCCGAAGCUGUCCGGCACGGACGAUAUCCCUCUUGCCGAUGAUGAUGACAACAAUUCCAUCAUAGGUGGCAGUUGCAUUCCGCGGCCAGCUCAGCCUCUUCCAAGAGAGGAACCGGCCGAAGAUCCUGAAGAGAAAGCGCGUCUCAUCACUCAGGUUCUCGAGCUGCAGAAUACCCUCGAUGAUUUGAGUCAACGUGUGGACGCUGUGAAAGAAGAAAGUCUGAAAUUGCGUUCCGAGAAUCAAGUCUUGGGUCAGUAUAUACAGAAUUUGAUGGCGUCCUCAUCUGUGUUUCAGUCUUCAAAUAGCGGAGGAAAACAGUAG
Molecule: messenger RNA, 324 nt
Organism: Angiostrongylus costaricensis
Lineage: Eukaryota; Metazoa; Nematoda; Chromadorea; Rhabditida; Metastrongylidae
Source: the annotation of a GenBank genome assembly